AUGAUGAUGAUUUUAAUUAUGUGAUAAAAAAUAUCAUUGAAUCUCGAAAAAUGAACACUUGCCUUCAAAUAAGACGUAAUGAUAUGUUUAUAUAUUUUUUAAAUUUAUCUGAUCACCAAAUUUUCAACGCAUCUGCACUUCUUCAAACAAUGACAUAUUCUCAAGGAGAUCAUAAAGGAGAAAUAAUUUUUAUCCAUUUACAAAAAAAGGCAUAUGAGUUUAUAAAUGCUAGUUUUAAUAAAAAUAAUCAUACUAUCGGUGUAUUAGAAUUAAAAAAUAAAAACUUGAAUCAGCGUUUAAAAAGACUUAAGUCUUCUCGUUCACUUUCGGUACAA
Molecule: messenger RNA, 335 nt
Organism: Racocetra persica
Lineage: Eukaryota; Fungi; Glomeromycota; Glomeromycetes; Diversisporales; Gigasporaceae
Source: the annotation of a GenBank genome assembly